UUGUUUAAACGUACCGUUAUUUUAAAAUUCAAAAACUCGAACGUUAUUUUCUCUCUACGUCACCUUUGACCUCCUGCGCGCUCCCGACGUCAAAUCAGUGCCCGGCAGGCGCGCUCUGGUCGGAACGGCGCAGAGAGCACCGGGAAGAGAGAGGAGAGCACCAGGAAGAGAGCACCGGGAGGAGAGGGGGAACUUUACCGGCUUACCGCGUUUUGGUGACAAGUUCUCGAACAGGAUGUGAAGCUUAAAGGGGCUCAUUUUCUUCUUCUUCUUUUUAAAUUGCGGAGCGUCCGCGGGAUUUGACGGCUCGGCGGCGCGCCAUGGACGGGAUAACCGGAGCGAGCACCGUCGCUACUUUACCGUUCCUCACCGGGAGCUUUACUCGGUGCGCUUCACCGGGAGUUCACGGCGUUUUUGUUCACCUGUAGCGUCUGUUUUGCGUCUUUCCGUUUGCCCGGGCUGAGAAUUAGCGCUUUGGUCCAAGUUUUAGCGGUGUUUUCGUACAGCAGCGCCGUGUUUACCGCUAGCUUACAGCCGCGUCCUGCGUCCGCUCGGUGGAAACGGAUGCAUCACAUACCGGUGAUUACCGGGAGAGCCGCUGGUUUCUACGGGACGGUUUCUACUGGACGCACGGUAAUGGAUUUACUGCAGUGAGAAUAAAGGAACAACAACAUGUAUGCUGGACGCAAACGGAGAAAACCGGCGCAGAAAGGAGUCAAACCGACCCCUGCUGAAGGCGUCAAGUCCAACCCGUCCAAACGGCACCGGGACCGGCUGAACUCGGAGCUGGACCGGCUCGCCAGCCUGCUGCCCUUCCCUGAAGACGUCAUCUCCAGCCUGGACAAACUGUCCAUCCUGAGGCUCAGCGUCAGCUACCUGCGCACCAAAAGCUUCUUCUCAGUGGCGUUGAAGAACCAGCUGUCCAAUGGCAUUAACAAGAGCAGCGACGGUAACAAUGGCAGCAAGACGGCUGGAUGUGCAGACAGACGGGUUUCUGAAGGGGAGCUGCUGCUGCAGGCUCUGAAUGGAUUCGUUCUGGUGGUGACGGCGGAGGGAAUCAUCUUCUUCUGCUCUCACACCAUCCAGGAUUACCUCGGCUUCCAUCAGACUGACGUGAUGCACCAGAGUGUGUUUGAGCUGAUCCACACUGAAGACCAGCAGGAGUUCAGGAGGAACCUGCACUGGGCCCUGAACCCCCCCAUCAGCCCCGGACCCCCCACAGAUCCCCCAGAUGGCGAGUCUCUGUCGACCUCAUCUUGCCUAGUGAGCUACAACCCUGACCAGCUUCCACCUGAAAACUCGUCCUUCCUGGAGAGGGCCUUCGUCUGCCGUUUCCGCUGUUUGUUGGACAACUCCUCCGGCUUCCUGGCGCUGAACAUCCAGGGCAGGCUGAAGUUCCUCCACGGUCAGAGCCGCCAGCAGUGUGACAGCGAAGGCAGCAGUCCUCCUCAGCUCGCCCUGUUUGCCAUCGCUACACCCCUGCAGCCUCCAGCCAUCCUGGAAAUCAGGACGAGGAACAUGAUCUUCAGGACCAAACACAAGCUCGACUUCACCCCGAUGGCUUGUGAUGCAAAGGGUAAAAUAGUUCUGGGCUACACCGAGGCGGAGCUGAGAGUUCGAGGUUCAGGAUACCAGUUCAUCCACGCUGCCGACAUGCUGUACUGCGCCGAAAACCACGUCCGAAUGAUGAAGACAGGCGAGAGCGGCCUCACCGUCUUCAGGCUGCUCACCAAGGACAACCGCUGGAAGUGGGUCCAGGCCAACGCCAGACUGGUCUACAAGAACGGCAAACCGGACUACAUCAUCGCCACCCAAAGGCCUUUGGUGGAUGAGGAAGGAGGGGAGCACCUGAGGAAGCGAUCUAUGCACCAUCCCUUUACCUUUGCCACCGGAGAGGCUCUUCUCUACCAGACCGGCUACCCGCUGCAUGGUUUCCCUGAUUCCUUCCAGGGCAAAGCCAAAGGCAGCAAGUCCAAGAAGGGCAAAGUGGACAAGAGCUCCUCAGAUGAACUGGACCCAAAGUCCCUGCUGGGAGCGCUGAUGAGCCAGGAUGAGUCCGUGUACGUCUGCCAGCCGGACACGGAGCCUAAGAUGUCCUACCACAGCAGCCUUUUUAGCGAACAGCAAAGCAAAACUGAUGGUUUUGGAGGCCUGUUAGGUGGUGACAGCUGGCAUUUUGGAUCUAACGGGGAGGCGGGCAGGUGUAACGGUAAAACGUCCAGUUUUGAUCCACUCCUGGCCACCCUGGACUCUCUGUCUCUGGACGGAGGGGAGACAUGCUCCAACAGCGAGCUCUUCAGCGCUCUGGAGAACCUGGGCCUGAAUGCCGAGGAUCUGGAGCUGCUGCUGCUGGAUGAGAGGAUGAUCCAAGUGGAGCUGGACCCCAACCACAUCCCAACACUCAGUGACCUUCUCACCAACAACGAAAUCCUCUCUUACAUCCACGACUCUCUGGAGAGUGGGACCGAAGCUGAGGAACAAGGAAGUGGAUUUGGAUCUUCAAACCAACCAUCAAACCCAGAUUCAGUCCAAAGUGUCUCCCAGCAGGCGUGCUUGACAGCUGCUGUCCUUCCAGCUCCUCCCAGCAGCAGGCAGCCCAUCGUUCAGCUUUCUCAGCAGAUGCAGCAGCACAUCGGUUCGGCUCAAAUGGGACAGGUUCAGGCUGGAACUGUGAACUCAAACAAUCCGACUGGGAUUCCUAACAGUCCCUGGGUGGUAACGACGGAGAACCACCACCAUCCCAUCAACAACACCCAUCAGCAACCUCAGACUGCACUGGAAACCACGCAACUGAACGGUGAACACAAACACCUCAACUCACUUCUGGAAUCCAGUCAGCAGUGGCAGCUCCAGCAGGACCAGCAUCCUGUCCGCCUCCAGUCCCAUCAGCAGGUAAACAGCGAGAGCACUUUGCCGUCGGGUUUCCAGAAUCAUCUCGGACCGACGACAAACGGAUCUUACAUCCAAACUGGACACACGGCUUUUCCACCCAACGUGGAGGUCGGCCACACAGAUUACAGUCUGUCCAACACACCACACACAGGCGGUACAGUACUGAACUGCCUGAGCGUACAGGAUGUUUGUCACUACCAGAGUUUGGUGGCCACCACACAGCCCUACCAGCUGCAGGCUCCCCAGAAACACCAGCAGCAGCAGCAGCAGCAGCAGCACAUGUUGCAGCAGACUCAGGUUCCACCAUCUUGUUUGCCCCAGCGUCCCACCCAGAGCUCUGCGCUGGAGCUGGAGCAGUUACUGGCCCUGUCGCAGCCGCAGCACAACCUGCCAUCUUUAGAGGCCUACAGCAUGUUCAACGCUGCACAAGACUCCACCCAUAGCAAGCUGGAGAACGGCUGCCUCCUCAACGCAGCGUACGUCAGGACGUGUCUGAUGCCCAACGGAAAUGCAGUGACGACUGGCGACAUUCCUGUUUCAUGCCCCGACGAACUCCCUCCACUGCAGGACCUCCAGAAAUCUGGAUUUUUCCUCUGAUCGGACGAAGGCACAGUGUCAGUGGAGGCUAGAAGAGAAGGUACAGGAGAAAAAAAGAAAGAGGAACAACUAAACCUUCUCCAAACGUGAUUUUUUUUUAUGGAAUUGUUGAGUGGUGAUAAAGAAGAGUGAAAAUUCAGACCCUUUUCAAAGCAUUUUUUAUUUGUUUUGCACUCAGACGUCUUAGCUGUGCUACUCAGAAACACCCUAAAAAUGUGUACGUGAAGAAAGAUAAGUGAAGAAGAAGCGUGUUUUUCAUGUCACACUGUGUUAUAAUAUUCGUGCUCUCACUGAAAGUUUCCAUGUUUGGAUAAAAUUCGUGCCCUUGACUGUCGGUCAGGUGUUUCUUUGGAACGUAAACCCGACUGGAUUUUCGCUCUCAAGCCAAAACUCAUCACUUUCUGAUCUGUAAAUACACAAUUAAUAGAGACGACACAGUUCCACUCAACCGCAGUAGUUACUACGACAAGGCAAAGGUUUUAACGUGAUUAUAACCGCAUCCUUCCCAUUGCUGCUGGCCAUUUUUCAACCACAUCAUAUCAUUUAGGAUUCAUUUAAUCCUGCAGCAGAUGUUGGUUUAAGUUCACUCCAGUUGGAAAAUGUUUUUAAACUACAGCUGAAGGAGAUCAUGUUCACUACCGUUCAAAAGUUUGGGUUCACCCAGACAAGUUCAUGUUUUCACACUUUAAUUCAUAUUCUAACAUAACUGCACAAGGGUUUUCUAAUCAUCAAUGAGCCUUUCAACACCGUUAGCUAACACAAUGUAGCAUUAGAACACAGGAGUGAUGGUUGCUGGAAAUGUUCCUCUGUACCUCUAUGGAGAUAUUCCAUUAAAAAUCAGCUGUUUCCAGCUACAAUAGUCAUUUACCACAUUAACUACGUCUACACUGGAUUUAUCAUUCAUUUAAUGUUAUCUUCAUUGAAAAAAAAAUGCUUUUCUUUCAAAUAUAAGGACCUUUUUCUAACAAACUUUUGAACGGUAGUGUAUCUUAACCAGGCUUCAGAAGUACAACUAAGCUGUAGUGAACCAGAGAAAACUGUGGAUUAAUCCAGUUGAUUUAGCUCUUUUGUGCUCAUGAAAGUAACACUGUGGAUUGUCCAUCCAAUGAGGAUCUGGUUAGAUUAGAGCAACCUGAGAGCUCGACAAAAACUACAACCUCAGUCAGAGUUAACGGGUAUCACAAAGGUGGUUUUUAACUUUGUCUGCUCAGACUUUCUGCUUCAGACUCUGUUCUUACAAAAAGGAGGAGUUUAACGCAUCAUGUGACUCUUCUGCAGUAAAUGAAUCGAUCGUGUUCAGCUGCUUCAGUCAACAGGCUGUUUUGAUGGAGAACAAUGAGGAAUAUAAAAUUAAUGACGGUGAAAAGCUGCUGCUGGAAAUGAUGCAAGACAGGAAUGCUGGUAGAAAACUGUUAAAUGUGUGUAAUGUGUUUAGCAGGAGAAGCAGCAGCAUUUUAAUUUGUGGCCAACUCAAAGUGAAACUAAAGUUACUGAUUGGAUAUUCUCUGUAAUAAACACCAAUAGAAUAAUCAGCACUCUUUCAGCUGCAAUAAACAGAACAAACUUCUAAUUUCUGCAUCACCAACUAAAUACAUGAGAGCUUUCCGAUGCGUACAGUUUCAAUACUGUAACAACACGUCUUCAUUCAGUGGUUUCAGUCAUAUGAAGCUCAACAUUAUUGCAGAUACAACAUUUUCCCUCAGCUGAGAAUCUGUAUCACUCAUAAUACUCGUCAGGAAAUGAUUUGGUUAAAGGGAGACGCUUCUUACAGUCAAUGUAAAUCUUCUCCACAUCAUUUGUUACCAUGGAGAUUGAGCCGGUUAAAAGCCUUUGUGAUACUAAAAACUCUGACUUUCAGCUCAACAUAGCUGCUAACCCACUAAUCCGUCUUUGUGGUCCAGAACUCUGGAUACUACAACUAGAUUUAAAUUUAAUUUUCAUUUUUGUCCACCUUCUUUAGUGAGCUUAAACCAGUGGCUGCUGGGAAAGAAGGAAAUAAACCCAAUCAAAACUCAUGGUGUGCUCAUAAAAGGUCCACAGCCAUGUGACAGGAAAUGGUUUUAAACCAUUGGUGUGGAUUUAAAUCGUCCCACGAGCCAAUCGCAUGGAAGAAAACUACCUGAACAAGCUGCUUCCAUUAGCGUAGUAACUGCUCAACGUGCUGCUACUAUUCGAAUGUGAUCGCUUUGAAGUGGACAGGGAAUAUUUCCUGGAAGACAUUUAUACUUACAGCCAUGAGAUUUGGAUUCUUGGAUCGAAAAACACCAACAGAUUAUUUAAGCGUCAGUGUUUGUCAUUUAGGCGUAGAUUAAUUGUAGGGUUAGUAGAUUCGUCCCGGUGCUUUACGUGUCGACAACUAAGCAUUUCAUCCCUGAGGUUCAUAUUGUUCCAGUGAGAUUUAACAAACAGAGGACGAGCGUCGGAAAGGUUUUUAUUUAUUGCUGCUGCCACAGAAAAACCACGUUGCCUCUGUGGCCGCCGCAUCACAAUGUUUAUCCUAAUGCUGCAUUUUAGCCUGUUUGAGGUUUACAAUGAUGUUGUGCACUUACAUGUACGUCGCAAUCAGACCAGAUCUGAUUGGUCCAUCGGAGAAAUCAGACAUCAAAAAGCAUUUUAGUUUCCUGACCGGAGACAGUGUGAAAAUCUCCCGUUAAUGCCUUGUCUGGGUGGCCUCGGCCAGUCAGACUCCCACUUACUUUAUCCUGCAGUCGUGUUGUGUGGGAAACACUGAGCGCACUUCCACGCACACGGUAAUCCAUUAAGGACCUAAUUGUAAAUAAUUGAUUAGAACUGAAGGCGAGGGAGAGGAAGUGCAUGGAAGUUAUUCUUAAGUUUUGUUUUCCUGUAAUAACAAAGCAGAUAUUCUACGACUGAGGAACUAUCUGCUCUGAAGUGUGUGUGAGGGACGGCAGAUUUGUUAUUUUUUAUUUCUAUAUUUGACUAUUCUGUGCAUGUGUGGAAAACAAUUUAAAGCAAAUUUUUUUAGCAUCAGAGCCAGAAAAUCCAACAUGUAGGAUUUGGCACAGUUUCUUUAUUAUGUUUUAAAUUCUGGUGUCAAACCAAACUGUAAGCUCUGAGGUAUUUAUGUCCAUGAGGAGGCUUUCUUUUUCCUCUGCCAAGGAAUGCAGCAGAGGUAUGUGAUGAUCGGCGUUGGUUUGUCUGUCUGUUAGUCCGUCUGUCAGCAACAUUACUCAAAAACGGACCAACCGAUUUGGAUGAAAUUUUCACGGAAGGUCAGAAAUGACACAAGGACCAAGUGACUAGAUUUUGGCAGUGAUGCGGCUUAUAGUCUGGAUCCACAGAUUUGUUAAAGAUUUCUGUAUCAUUGCCAGAUAGACACGGCGUCACUGUAACUACGACUACAUGUGAUUGCGAUCCUACUACAAAUUGACCGCUGCAGACCACGAAUCGUUUCAAGAUUUCAUCUGUGGGAAAUCAUACAACGACUGAGCAGCCUUGGCAGAGUACUACGCUCUCUGAGUGCUUUCCUCUUGUUAAUGUCAAAACAAAGAUGUCAGACUUUCCCCACAUGACUAAAGCUCUUUUCAGACAUGAGAUACACAACUUUACUGCUUCGUCAGUCUGUUAAAGUUUAUUUAGGAUUUCCUAAACACUGAAGAUCAUCUUCUUUUUUACAGACAGUAAAAUAAAAACGUCCCGGCAGCCUUGGUGAAGUAAAUGAUUUAACCAUCCCAUCCUGUCUGGUAAUUAUAAGUAAUUAAUGAGUUGAAAUGUGCUCUAAUUCGUAUGGAUACUGUGGAAGGUAUUUAACACUCUUACAAGCAGCAAACUGUGACUGUUUUUUGGGGCCAAUAUUGGAGCUUUAAUUUGUGUAAAUAACCUUCUUGAAAUUACUUCAACUGCAUGAAGUUUAGAAAUGAAGCCGUCGCGUAAACAGAAAUGAAUGCAGGUCUGAACGGAGCUUUGAAACACCAGCCUCCUCCUAUUUGUUGAUCGUCAGAGACACACUGUGACCGACCGUCCACGCUGCUCCUCCGUACGAAAUCACUGCGACUGUAAUCCAGCUGUCCUCCAGACAGUCUGCUGUCUUUGUUGUUUCCGUUUGAUGUGACACCGACAAACUAUUCACCCGACAGAACAAAACUAAUUGCACAUGAAAGCUCACAGCAGGCAGACAAACUGGAACAGAUGCAGCUUCUUUACUGGAAAUAAUAACGUGUUUCAGUGACAUGCUCGGUCGUUGUAAAUCCCCAAAUCCAGCAGACGCUCUGUUGUUUGUCGUCGUUCAUCCUUUUAAGAAGCAAAACGCAAGAUUAGCAACUGUUUUUUGCCGACACAGUUAGUAAGGGUGAGUUUUUUACCUUGCUGACGUGUUUCAACUACAUCUGUGGUCUUCCUCGGAGAGUCAUCUGAUGACUUAAUUCCUCUGUAGUUUGUGCGUUGAUUUUUUUAAGUUCGUUUCCCGUUGUUCUGAUCCUCUCUCUGAUGAGGGCCGUUGUCGCUUUGCUGAUGAUGUCUGCUGCGUUUUUGGUUGGGAUGGGGUUCUUGAUGUUGAGGCUCAUCCAUCUUAUAUCCUCAUCUCUGCAUCUAUGGUGUGCUCUUUUCUUUUCCAGUCGCUCCACACAAUCGUUUCUAAAUCUUCCACGUAGUAGAUUGAUUAUGCUCAUUGUGUUGUUUUCUUACACACGACCUGUCCAAAAAAAAAGUCACCACCUGGAUGUUUAACUAAGCAAAUAGGUAAGAGUCUUCCAUUGGAUAAUUACUGCAGUGAUGAAUAUGUUUCAGCUGCAACAACUUCUUUAACUCUAGCUGAUGCAGUGAGGAGCUUCUCAUUUCUGAAACAACCAUGUUGGAAGACAUCCUGUGGUCAUGGAAAGGAUGUUAAUCUGUUUCAGAAGGGUCAAAUUAUUGGCCUGCAUCAAGCAAAGAAAACAACUAAGAAGAUUUCUGAAACUACCAAAAUCAGGUUAAGAACCGUCCAACGCAUUAUUAAAACCUGAAGGAUAGUGGAGAACCAUCAUCUUCAAGGAACAAAUGUGGUCAGAACAAACUCUUAGAUGAUCGCAGGAAAUCAACAGUAGAACUCACAUGUUGAAUAGUGACAGUAAGAGCAUUUCCAUAUGAACAAUGCAAAGGGAACUCAAAGGAUUGGGACCAAACAGCUGUAGCUCUAAGAAAACCACUGAUCAUUGAGGCUAAUCAGAAAAAAAGGCUUCAGUUUGCUAGGUAGCAUAAAGAUUGGGCUCCGGAGCAAUGAAAGAAGGUCAUGUGAUGGGGGCAUCAGGGUAAGAAGAGAGGCAGAUGAAGUGAUGCACUCAUCAUGUCUAGUUCCUACCAGCCUGUGGGGGUUUGGGUUAUGAUCUGGGGUUGGUCAGGUUCAGCAACAUUAUGUUCCCAAAGAAUGAGGUCAGCUGAACACCUGAAGAUACUGAAUAACCAGGUCUUUCCAUCAAUGGAGUUUUUCUUCCCUGAUGGCAUGGACAUGUUCCAGGACGACGAUGCCAGGAUUCAUGGGGCUCACAGUGUGAAUGAGUGGAUCAGGGAGCAUGAGACAUCAUUUUCACACGUGGACUGAGAAAUAAAACGUACUUUCCAGGAUCGGUGGUCUGCAUGGCAAACUCGUCGUGCAGCAACUCCAGCAUGGCUGUGGCGUUCAGGGCCUGGUGGGAAUCAUGGAAUGCAGCAGGUUAAAAUGGGCAUUCUUUUGGCCGACUGCUUUUCUGGUCCCUCAAGUCCUUUUUGAGUUUUGUAAGUUUAUUGAGGAGUCAGUCGAGGCUCCGCUACACAGCUGCAGCCAUCUUUUGCUUGAUCUUUUCGAACACUGGCUUGGUCCAUGAGGCUCCCUCUAACCUCGACUGAACUUCAGUUGAAGACCACAAGAACUGGGUCUCCUCCUCAGACCACUGCUGCUUUGAUUUGGCAUCCAUAUUUACCGGUUUUCAAAAUACUAACACUAAACACUACUACUACUCGCUGGGCUGUUUAAAAAUGGCGAUUGUGUGUGUCUGUCAUUGAUCGUUGGUCACCGUAACCCCGCCCCCAGCCCCUGACCUACUAGGUUCUUAACUGUGGUCCAGCAAAGGCUUGGUGCUUGCUAAGCACCAGUUUUUGGAGCCUGGAGCCGGUGCUUAGGUGGUGGAAACACAAAGAACUGGUGCUAAGUCAGGCUCUGGCUUCAAACUAGCACUGGAACUAGCUUGGUGAUAAAGGGGCCACAGAGUCCAGACCUCAGCUCCACUGAGAAUCUUUGAGAUGUUCUGGAGAAGAUUUUGCUCAGCAGUCCAACUUCCCCAUCAUCAAUAUAAGACAUGGACAGAAAACUAAUGCAACUCUGGAUAGAAAUAAAUGCUGUGAUAUUGUAGAAGCUUAUGGAAACGAUGCCACGGUGAACGUGUGCUGUUCUCAGAGCUAAAGGUGGUCCAAUGAAAUAUUAGAGUGCAAUUUUUUAUUUUAUUUUUUUUUGGAUGGGUGGUGUAUUCGAUUGGCAAUUCUGUUUGGCCGACAAAUUUCGUAAGGUUGAGUCUUACCUUGCUGACAUGUUUCGACUACAUCUGAGCGUCAUCUGACGUGUGCUGUUGUUUGCGCACUUUGUCCGGCAAAAAAGAAAACGACAAAAUGAACAUAAUCAAUCUACUGGCAAAACAUGAGCUCUGCGUGAACAUGUACUGAAACUCUUUAUAGGUGACUGUGUUGGCAUCACGCAGCUGAAGUUUCUGAAUUAAAUGCAGCAAGACCUUCAAUUUGAAAUGAGGUUUUGAUCACAGAAAACCCAUACUUAAGGUGGUAGCAAGUCAUGCUUUGUGUGAUUUUAGCCUCGUCUAUAUUUUAAUAUGUAUCUUAGCUCGGUUCUGAUAUGAUAUUUAAAAGACUCGGGGGGUAAAAGAGGGAGAGGGGACAGCAUUUAGCAUUUAGCACCGAUUCAAGAACCAAAUGAGACACGUGUGAGCGCACGGUGUCCGCAGUCGCUCCAUCCUUGAAUGUCUUGUGUAAAACUGUAAAGGCGUUUGAAAUACGAAGCUUUUAUUUCACUACAGAACAAAGGUGCUUAAAAGUGAUUUUUCCGAUGUUCGUGACGACAGUCGUCACCACGGCGAAAUGCAUUUACAGAUUUGCCUCUUUUGUUUUUCUUUUUGUAAACUGACUUUUCUUAUAUUUAAAAAAAAACAGAUUCAAUGAGAUCAGAUGCUGUAUGAAAAGAUAAAAUGAUUUCAUAUUGUUUCUUUAAAAACAGACAAAAAAAGAAUGGUUGUGUGUGUAUAUAUAUAUAUAUAUAUAUAUAUAUAUAUAUAUAUAUAUAUAUAUAUAAUGUGUUUUUAAUGGCGUACUUUAAAAUCACUGCUCUUACAAACUCUUUCUCCAGCACUGAAAGUAGUCUUGUAGAAAAAAAAGCAUUUUAUGACUCCAUGUUGUGUGAAUAUUGUUCCCAAGAGUCGUGUGUUUUAUCUUCAUGUCAUGUUUAAAGACGGUUGUCACUUUAGUGCAAAACAGUGUGGUGCCAUAACAGUAAGCCCAGACUUACUUUGAGAUACAGUAUUACAAAAACACAACAUUUUAGAUGAAAAAAAGAACUUUUAUCUUUAAAAUCCACUUUGUCCACAGGUUUUUUUUCUCAUCAGCCAUUUCAAACUCUGAAACCAAACUCUACGUUUUGUUUGUUUUCUUUUUUUAAAGGCACACAGACUUUAUUUUGCUACUUUUAUCACUGAAGGUUGUAGUCGUAUGUCAACAAGAUUUCUAAAAAAAAAUGCAGUUUGUCUUUGAGCCGUGUGUUGAAAUGUGCUCUUGGAUCCUGGAGAAUAAAGGAUUUCGUGCAAUCACA
Amphiprion ocellaris (clown anemonefish) is the source of this 11269-nucleotide messenger RNA. It is a transcript of the gene ahr1b, whose product is annotated as aryl hydrocarbon receptor 1b. Gene Ontology annotation, cellular component: aryl hydrocarbon receptor complex; nucleus. NCBI's taxonomy places the organism in Eukaryota, Metazoa, Chordata, Actinopteri, Pomacentridae. The record is from RefSeq and is a predicted model, not a curated record. Gene Ontology annotation, biological process: regulation of transcription by RNA polymerase II. The coding region runs from base 673 to 3489 and encodes 938 amino acids. The transcript is spliced from 11 exons. Gene Ontology annotation, molecular function: transcription cis-regulatory region binding; protein dimerization activity; nuclear receptor activity.